UGUGGUUACAGUGUAAUUAUAAAGUGCAGGUAUAAGUAGUGCAGUUGGUGGACAUUUUAUGGUGGAUAAACAGCUAGUUAUGAAUACACUAUACUUCAGAUUUGUAUUGUAUUGACAGUAGCAUAUGAAUAGACUAUAGAUAUGUAUUAACAUGUGGGAACAUCAAUAGUUUAGUGUGCAGUAGUGUGGUAGGGGUGAGGGGAAGACACACACACACACACACGAGAGAGAGAGAGAGAGAGAGAGAUAAUCAUAAUGAACAUUUUUACAUUAUUACUGAGUACUUUGUGUUGAUUAUACCGAUUGCUUCAUAACAUUGCACUAUGGGGAAAGAUGAAUUUCAACACUGGUAAUAACACGUGACAUAACAAUAACACGUUAAGUAAUUUAUUGAUUUGUUCCAAUAUAUGUUGCUAUUGCCUACGAUGUUAUUUCAGUCGUUUAAUCAUUUCUUUGUAUUAAUGAUCGCUUCAGUCUUGACGGUCAUUGUAGUUCUUUGGUACAUGUGUUCUGAGUCAUGGCUCGGCUCUGUGAUUGGUUAGUGCGGUCUGAUCCAAGCUCCGUUUCGGGUAUCGAUUAGCCGGCCUGCUGUUUGUAUUGCUAGUUGCAGAAGCUAAUUUCCCGACAGUAAAGAUGGAUAUGUCCCGGCUGAAGGUGACUUUAAUGAUAUUUACCGCCAUGAAAACAUUAGACUGCUGGAGUUAGCUCGUGUUCUGACAUGCGGUCUGUGUAGCACACAUGAACCGACCGUGGCACUUUAUUUUCGCUUUGUUUACACUGUAGCAGCUGCUCGCCGUUCGGCUAGACUGAUGGAACCACAAUGCGACUAUUUCAUGUAUUUUCCCGCCGCUCCAAUCUCGAGUCUGUCAGACCCGGCCGAGUACAAAACUCUUCCGCGGCGAAAACACGUCUACCUCGGAGAGACCGUCCAGGUCCUGCUGGUCCUGCGGUCCCGGGACGCAGCGGGGACGGAUGACAGCUCCGGUGGUAGUUCACCCUGGAAGGACCUGGUGGGUUCUCUCUCUGCUCUGGCGAGUGUGUGCGUCGCCGAGAGCCAGCAACAGAGAGUCGCCGAGUACCAGCCAGACCUCCAGAGCAGCUGCAGUGAGGACAGCUGCGAAGAGGAGCCCGGAGAGAGCGACACCGGAACGGCAGACAGCCGCGGAAGAAGAGCGGACAGGAGCCGCGCUUUCACUGAGUGCAGCCCGUUGCUCAUUCACAGCAACUCGGCCAGGAGAGAAACAGUGGAGUCUGCUCUGGUGUUGGACGACCAGGUGAUUUUCUGUCUCACUGUCUCUUUGGACAAGCUGCCAGUCAACACGCUCAAAGCCAAGCGAUGA
Messenger RNA from Larimichthys crocea (large yellow croaker), 1340 nucleotides. RefSeq lists its product as uncharacterized. The coding region runs from base 810 to 1340 and encodes 176 amino acids. Gene Ontology annotation, molecular function: alpha-tubulin binding. The record is from RefSeq and is a predicted model, not a curated record. Gene Ontology annotation, biological process: cilium assembly. NCBI's taxonomy places the organism in Eukaryota, Metazoa, Chordata, Actinopteri, Sciaenidae. Gene Ontology annotation, cellular component: TRAPPII protein complex. The transcript is spliced from 3 exons.